UUUCCUCCUAUACUGGUUCCCCUGUAAUCUUUACUGUCUAUCUCACUAAUUCCUCUGUUUUUCGAGAAAGUUAGGGUUAGGUUUUGUGUAUUUUUUUCAUACAAUUGUUAUUGUCUUCCAUUCGUGAUCGAGAAUAUGAGUUCUGCUGCAGCUGGUUCAACCAAGGGCGGUAGAGGCAAGCCAAAGGCCUCUAAGUCUGUAUCGAGGUCGCAGAAGGCGGGGCUCCAGUUCCCGGUGGGUAGGAUCGCUAGGUUUUUGAAGGUUGGAAAGUAUGCCGAACGUGUUGGUGCCGGAGCUCCGGUCUAUCUCUCUGCUGUUCUUGAAUACCUCGCCGCUGAGGUUUUGGAGCUUGCUGGUAACGCUGCGAGAGAUAACAAGAAAAAUCGCAUUGUGCCGAGGCAUAUACAACUAGCUGUGAGAAAUGACGAGGAAUUGAGCAAACUUUUGGGUUCUGUUACCAUCGCCAAUGGUGGUGUUUUGCCGAAUAUUCACCAAACCCUUUUGCCUAAGAAGGUUGGCAAAGGCAAGGGUGAUAUUGGCUCUGCUUCCCAAGAGUUUUAGGGUUUAUUAGUUUUCUUUUUGAGUACUCUAGGUUAUUACUACAGUUGUAAUAUAUGUGGAUUUUCUUUAGCUAAAUUUGUGUUCAAUCAAACGAAAUAUCGAAUUGUUGUUA
Humulus lupulus (European hop) is the source of this 673-nucleotide messenger RNA. RefSeq names its product histone H2AX-like. Gene Ontology annotation, molecular function: DNA binding; protein heterodimerization activity; structural constituent of chromatin. Gene Ontology annotation, cellular component: nucleosome. The coding region runs from base 136 to 561 and encodes 141 amino acids. The record is from RefSeq and is a predicted model, not a curated record. The transcript has 2 exons. Lineage: Eukaryota; Viridiplantae; Streptophyta; Magnoliopsida; Rosales; Cannabaceae.